Molecule: messenger RNA, 395 nt
Organism: Leptomonas pyrrhocoris
Lineage: Eukaryota; Euglenozoa; Kinetoplastea; Trypanosomatida; Trypanosomatidae
Exons: 1
Coding region: 81-395 (104 amino acids)
Source: RefSeq, a predicted model, not a curated record
GUGUCGUUUGGAAAAGCGUAUCGUAAAAAACAGAAAGAUACGCGUGCUCACCCGGUGGCACCGCAGCGUGCGUUAAGCUGAUGAACAGCGAAAGCCCUGUGUCGGUUCUGUGGGACAGCCUGUUGAAGGCGGCACAUCAGAAACCGCCGUCGCCGCCCUCUUUCUCUCGACAGAACAAACUGGAUAGGUCGAAGCGUCGUCAUCACCGCCAGCGACCUCGCAGCAUGGUGCGAAUGUCCGUGUAUGCAUGUAAGGGACAACAAGAACGCACCUUUUGGUGUGCCGAACCGUGCCGUCCCGAAAAGGUUCAGAUCAAAAAGAAGGUAAAGAAAGUCACCUUCUCUCCAUUGGUGACCGUUGUUGAGUUUACGGUGACAUCGAGUCGUUGGGAUUAA